Messenger RNA from Aricia agestis (brown argus), 551 nucleotides. RefSeq lists its product as uncharacterized. The coding region runs from base 53 to 484 and encodes 143 amino acids. Lineage: Eukaryota; Metazoa; Arthropoda; Insecta; Lepidoptera; Lycaenidae. The record is from RefSeq and is a predicted model, not a curated record. The transcript has 3 exons.
UUGACGACGAGCGUGUCUAUUUGAUUUUACUAAGUAUUUUAGCAUUUUUAAAAUGAAGAUUAUAAUAUUUAAUUUAAGUAUUUCGUUAUUGCUAAUAACUAUCACAGUGUGCGUCGAAGGUAAAUCCAAGAAACAUUCGAAUCCUCCACAUUGCACACAAGUGACUAAAGAUACUGAUUACUUAUCCAAAUAUAAACUGGACUACCCGAAGGCAUACAUUCCACCUGGACAACAUGAAGCUUACCAGCAGAUGUUCUGCAUAAGCCCGCCUGCUGUAAACAAAGCAGUGACAGUAGUCUGCGACUGGGCAGCUCCACCGCAGGUGCAGUUCACGCUCGGUGACGACUACAUGCACGUCGUGCGCCAGGAUCCCACUGGCCGUUACCUUGGCAACGCCAUCAUCACCACCUACCAGCUGUGUAGCCACAAUAUAUCACACGUGGAAGAUACCGAAUAUACUCCUAGGAUAACGAAGCUUGACUGAAAAUAUAAAAACCGACUAAUUUUGAUCAUGCAAAGGUGAAGAAAUAAAACCAAUUCUUAGUUAGAAA